CGCACACACACACACACACACUCACUCACACACACACACACGAGCAUCCCGCAUGCCGUGGACACGCACUGUUUAUGAUCCGUAUUGGACUCAGUCAGUUCCCCCUCUUGAGCUCACUGUGGUUCAUUCCAGCGUCUCUCUGUAUCCUCCGCGCGAGCCGUGUUUCUGCUGUCAUCACCGCUGAGCACGCGGCUCCAUCACUCCGCUGGCACGAGCCGCAAAGUGAAUUUCGAUGGAGAGAUUAAGAGCGAGCAGAGACCGUCUCGUGCUGGACUGCUUUGUACCGGGGAAUGCAUGACCAAUCUGCAGAACGUGUGCCUGAAUUAUAUUGGCCCUGGGCUGAGGGACCGUGAGCAACCACCAUGGCAUAUCCGAACACCAGCAUCCUGACAGCCAACCUCAGCGGAGCUCUUGACAGCUAUGACUCAGGGGGGAACAUCUACCGGCCCUUUUCUGUUUUCAGCGUGCUCACCCUGACUCUACUGGCGAUGCUGGUAGUGGCCACAUUUGUGUGGAACUUACUGGUACUGGUGACCAUUUUAAGGGUGAGGACCUUCCACCGGGUGCCCCACAACCUUGUGGCUUCCAUGGCGAUCUCAGACGUGAUGGUUGCCGCUCUAGUCAUGCCGCUAAGCCUCGUACACGAGCUGAACGGCAGGUUGUGGAAACUGGGCCGCGUGCUGUGCCAGGUGUGGAUCUCUUUCGAUGUGCUCUGCUGCACGGCUAGCAUCUGGAAUGUGACGGCCAUCGCGCUGGACCGCUACUGGUCGAUCACUAGACACCUGCAGUACACACUCAAGACACGCAAAAAGAUCUCCAAUGUGAUGAUAGCACUCACGUGGCUGCUGUCGUCCAUCAUCUCACUGUCACCUCUCUUCGGGUGGGGUGAGACCUACUCAGAAGGGAUGAAGUGCCAGGUGAGCCAGGAGCUGUCCUACACCAUCUUCUCCACCUUUGGAGCGUUUUACCUGCCGCUGUGUGUGGUGCUGUUUGUUUACUGGAAGAUCUACAAAGCUGCCAAGUUUCGGAUAGGAUCACGCAAGACCAACACAAUAACGCCGAUGGCUGAGGUGAAGGAGGAAACACAACAGCCGCAGAUGGUGUUUACUGUGCGCCACGCCACCGUGACCUUCCAGACGGACGGGGACACAUGGCGUGAGCAGAAGGAGAAAAAGGCAGCGCUGAUGGUCGGCAUUCUGAUCGGCGUGUUCGUACUUUGCUGGAUUCCCUUCUUCAUCACCGAGCUCAUCGUUCCGCUGUGCUCCUGCGACAUCCCGCCCAUCUGGAAGAGCCUCUUUUUGUGGCUGGGCUACUCCAACUCCUUCUUUAACCCACUCAUAUACACCGCCUUUAAUAAGAACUACAACAACGCCCUGAGGAAUCUCUUCUCCCGGCAGCGCUGAGCCACUCUGCACACUCAGCAGACACACUACACCAGCACACACUCCCUCAGACAGAAAGGGACUAACCUCAGACUAACAGACUAACCUGUCUAUUUUUAUCAUUCCAUCAAAUUCAGAGAGAUGAUAACGGGAAACUAUGUCUUUCAAACUGUGUUCUCUCUGUUUAUGCUUCAUUUUAUGUGUUAUCAUUCUGAGGUAACCUCACAGCUGGACUGAGAUGGCUGUCUGAACGCGAAUUUCUACAAAUAGUGAGGACUAAAUUAGCUGUGCUGUUGCAGCAGCACAUAAAGUUAUGUCUGUAUGUUGGUCUAUUUCAGACUUAUUAGUGUGAAGGCAUUUACACUCUCUUGUAAACAGUUUCAUCAUCAUAUGAGAGGCUGUUGGGAAUAGGUUCAUAGUAAGGCUGGAAGAAAAAAACCUCAUUAAUCACAAAGCAAAACAAAACUGUGGAUUCUUAACCAGAGAGCAAAAUGCUCAACAUUGUAGAUAAUAAUUCAAGCUAAGAACAGAAUAUAUCUCUAAAAAGAAGUCUUCAAAACCUUUCAGUGCAGGGAUAAAAUAUGUAGUGACUGCUAAGUUGUAGAAAUGUACCCAUCUUUUCUUGAAGUGUAUUUGUACACAUUUCUGGAUAAAUGUACAAUCUCUCCUCUGAUGCUGGCUACCCAGUUCAUCCUCUUUGACCUCCCAUGUCUUUUAGCAAGAACCAGGGAAUGACAAUAAAACUGCAGCCAUAGAUGAUCAAAUGCAACUCUAGAUAAAUACCAUGCGAUACAGGAAGUAUGUGAACUGGCAUAAAGCCGUUAUCACAACAGCUCUGUCACAGGAUAAAUCAGCAGGAAUUCAAUUGUUGAAAAAAAAAUAAUACACACAUGUUGCUUAAUUGUAUAGGGAAGCUAACUCUAAGUGCAUGUUUUUAAGUAUGACUCAUAGAGUUACAUUACUGUAGGAGGGUAAUGGGAGUACAAAAAAAGCUAUUAUAAACCAAAUACCCACAAAUGUCCCUAAUAGGCUCAGCACACUGCCUCAGUUGGUAUAAUGAUGCUCUCCAACUGUGGCUCUUUAUCAUCUUUUACAAAACGUCUCCGAGACCUGCACAAAUUGCCACUUUCUUCUGAUGCUGAACAACUUUGUAGAAUCAGUGAGUCUUAAUUUAUAGUGUAAUAUAAUAUAAAGUGAGGACAUAAGCAUGAUAAAUUGUUCCUGAGCUAACAAUGAGCUGUAGUUUUUUAGUACGAUCACUUAGAGAGAAAGAUUAUGUGUGUUUGUUCACUGGUUUUAACGCUGCUGUUCAGUGAAAACAAUGUGUCUCUGGAUUAGGAGAUUUAAAGUCUUGUAAUAACCUCAAGGAUUAAGGGUUAAGGGUUAGCUAAAUCAAAACUAUUUAAGAGGACUCUAGUACCUAAGUUAGCUUGCUACCGCUGCUGAUGUGCCGAUGCUAAGCAGGUUCAUGUUUGCAUGGACCUUCUUAGCUUAAUGCGCAUGCAUGCUCACAUCUGCUACUUAGGAUUUGGCAGGUGAGAAAAGUUUUUUUCAAUUCAGGUAAAAACAAAAAAAAACAAAAAAAUUGAAGUUACAUGAUGGUGCUUUAAAUUCAGGGGUUCAACAAGUACAAAUCAUCCUCUGGGGAACAUGAAUGUAUGAUUUUCACUUGAAGACAAAAAUGUCACACUGUUAGUGGGUCAGGGGGAAAUACCUAAGCUGAUGUUUUACAAAAGUUAUCUUGGGGACUAAACCCAGACUCAGAGUCGUCUAUGUCGUCUAUGACUCAUGCACGUGAACACCGGGGGUUCAAGACAUGACUUAGACUUGAUUCGGUGACAACACUGCUCUGGGGACUUUAGAUGCUAAGUAAUAGUAGUGCCAUUCUUUUAUACUGUCUUAUAAUUAAAUUGAUGGGUAUUUCACAGGUUAAAUGAAAACUCUGACCUUUAUGUUAAGUCAGGGUAAUACCAGCACCAUAUGGUUGCAUCCAUUAGGCUGUAUGGAUAUCACAGUUAAAGCUGCUGUUGGUAGGAAUUGUGUAAAAAACUUAACUUUUUUUCUGCUGGGUUUGGAGAAAAGGUCAUAAUGGUACUCAUCGGUAAGUGGAGUAAAUAAUAGAGACUCUGCGUUCCUUAUGUGUGUUGUACUGCUGUAAACAGGAGUUUUAGCUCUUGAACCACUGUUGCUUAAGGGACACAUUGUUUUCAUAUGACAUCCGCUCUAUGAUUAUAAAGAAGUCUUUGAAAAAAACUUUAUAAUAUAAGAAAAAUAUAAUUUUUUCUACACAUUUUUUUGUAUACGAUGUCAGACAAAAACCUGCAAGACAAUAGCAAUGUACAGUGUGGAUAUUAAUUCAGGCUUAUUUAUUAUUUAUACAGUAUCUACCUGACCUCAGCCUUUUACUUUGAUUUGUACUUUUAAUGAUGUUCACUGUAUCUCAAACACACACAGACUUCAGAUGAAAUGGCUUAUAAGUAAGAAUGAUUUAUAAUGUAUCAUUUUACACAUUAAAUGAAUAGCUUCAAUGGUUAAAAAAAAAAAGGGAAAUGAUUUAAACUAUAGUACAUAUAAAGUUGAACAGUGUAAUACAUUAAAAGAUGAAGAAUCAUAAAUAUACAUGAAAAGAAAAUGAGCCCGCUUAUUGUAAGGGUGAGAUCCGUGCUGUGGUGAUUAAAUAAAUGCAUGAGAUAGACCGAGACAGUAAUCAUCAUUAUUAAAUUCUUCCAGAUAUGAUAAAAAAAGAAACAAGAGACAGUGCUGGUGAAGCUGUCCACUCCCUCUUAGCUCUUCUUUCAUGUUUUCCUCAUAUGACUUGCUGGUGGACUUGAGCCUGUGGUGUUCUGCAGGAGUCAGAUAUUUAAAUUACCUCUCACUGCCCUCCAGAUUGCCCGAGGACGGUUCAUUAUUCACCCUUUGCCCCUCUCAGUUCUUGUUCUGUGUGAUGACCCAGCUCAGGUAAAGCAAAGUGUUGCGGAAAUGUGUUGUUUACAAUUCAUCCCUGUUCUCAUUAUUCAUGUUCAAAGUAGGGGAAAAAAUGGGCAAUUACCUCGUUCUUAGAAACCCAUUUGAGUAUUCAAACCUAAAAAACAAACAUGAAAGUAGUGGAUUUUUGGGGGGAUGGUUCAUCAUGUGUAAUUGUGUCUGUGUUUUUUCAAUGUGUGCAUGUUUUUCUCCUACAGAAGCCUUGGAUAAUAAAAUGACAAUAAACUAUUGCUUAAUUUGUGUUACACAG
This is a messenger RNA of Notolabrus celidotus (New Zealand spotty), 4617 nucleotides long. It is a transcript of the gene htr5ab, whose product is annotated as 5-hydroxytryptamine (serotonin) receptor 5A, genome duplicate b. Gene Ontology annotation, molecular function: neurotransmitter receptor activity; G protein-coupled serotonin receptor activity. The record is from RefSeq and is a predicted model, not a curated record. Gene Ontology annotation, biological process: chemical synaptic transmission; G protein-coupled receptor signaling pathway, coupled to cyclic nucleotide second messenger. NCBI's taxonomy places the organism in Eukaryota, Metazoa, Chordata, Actinopteri, Labriformes, Labridae. Gene Ontology annotation, cellular component: plasma membrane; dendrite. The coding region runs from base 363 to 1403 and encodes 346 amino acids. The transcript is spliced from 3 exons.